AGUUACUUUGUUCCAAAAGUGAGAAACGCUUCGAGUCUUAGUUGCUUCUUUGCUGUCUCGAGUUGAUCUCGAAAUCCUUAUUGUUUUUAAAUAAUUUGCCGUGACAGUCGUGUCCCAUUAUGAUACGAAAUAUAACUCCAGAGAAGGCGAUAGCUUUUACUCGGUUAAGCGUGGCUCUAAAUGCUUAUUGGCCUCCAUCGCCAACUGCCACGAGGAUCCAAGUGCUUCGUUUCAAAGUCUAUAGAUUUAUAGCGAUGCUUAGCGUCGGGAUGCAGCUGUUCCCGCUAUCGUACUCGAUCUACGUGAACAUAAAAGUUGAUACGUUUACUGUCACCAAGGUGACUUGCUUCACCUCUGCUGUCGUACACAUCUUCGGGCAGUCAAUUCUGAGCUACAUCCAUUACGAUAGGAUUCAGGCGAUAAUUGCACAGAUGACAGACUUCUGUGCGAAAGCAAAGUCGCAGGAGAGAUCUGUCCUGCAACGUUACGUGGAUAAAUAUUCGACGUUUUACAUGGUGGCUGUAUUCUGGUUUUACAUGACAUCUGUCCUCUUCGUCUUAGGAACUCUGCUCCUAGAUCAGCCCUUUCCAACAGACGCUGCAUAUCCAUUUGACGUCGACUACGAACCAUUGAGGACGAUAAUCUUUUUGCACCAAAGUUACGUAUGUAUGCAGAAUUCUGCAAUGACGAGCUCCAACGCCUACGUUGCUCUGUUGGUGUUAUUCGCGGCAGCACGACUCGAGACUUUAAUGCUGGAGCUACGCGAUGUUCAUGACUGCGAAGCGUUGAUUCGAUGCAUCAAAAAGUAUUACAGUGUGAAAAGAUACGCACAGGAAGUGGUUGAUGUUACUCGAUGUACAGCACUUCUUACGGUAAUUCUGACCAGUAUACCACUUGUGCUCUGCGGUGUGAACAUUAUCAGUAAGCAACCGGUUAUGAUAAAAGUGCAGUUCAUAUUUAUGGCUGGGACUGCGUUUCUGGAGGUUUUCAUGUGUGUGUGGCCAGCUGAUGUCAUGUUGGACGUGAGUAGUAACGCUAUCCAAAAAGUGUACGAAUCGACUUGGUACGCACAGAUUGCGAAAAUGCAGAAAAUGGUCCUCCUCGCGUUAUUACCUCAGAAGCCAUUAACCAUCAGUUUGGGGUGUAUCGUUCCGGUUCUGUCGCUGAACUUUUAUUGCUCGUACGUUUCAAAUGCAUUUUCCAUAUUUACUGUUUUACGGCUGGUAUUGAACGAGCACGCCGAAAGUUGAAUAUGCACAACUAAUGUUAUUUUAUAGACUGCUAGUUGAUUAGCAGUAGAUUGAAGUAUAUCUCGAUGUUAAUGAAAUGUAUGUUAAAAUACAUAAUUGAAAUAGAAUUAUAGAACCAAUCAACACUUUCAUCCGUUCUC
Hylaeus anthracinus is the source of this 1390-nucleotide messenger RNA. RefSeq lists its product as uncharacterized. Gene Ontology annotation, cellular component: plasma membrane. Gene Ontology annotation, molecular function: olfactory receptor activity; odorant binding. The transcript is spliced from 6 exons. The record is from RefSeq and is a predicted model, not a curated record. Bases 120 to 1250 code for a protein of 376 amino acids. Lineage: Eukaryota; Metazoa; Arthropoda; Insecta; Hymenoptera; Colletidae. Gene Ontology annotation, biological process: sensory perception of smell; detection of chemical stimulus involved in sensory perception of smell.